GAGCCCCUGGAAAGGCAAGGGGAGGUGAGGUGAGGCGAGGCUUGGUGAGUGGACGGUGCGGGCAGGUUGCUGCGCAGCCCCAUCCAGGUGCCGUGCCAUCGAGGGCCACUCCGUGCCCCCGGCUAGGCCCCGCGCGGUGCAUGGCGGGCUCUGGCCAGGUGGGCUUCCCCCGGCGCAAGAACAGCCGCCUGGAUUCCUUCCUGAAGCGGCACCUGCGGCAGGAGGUGUACGACUCCAUCCGCGCCUACGAGCUCUGCAUCGUGGUCUCGGACACUGAACACAGGACCUUCAAGUACGUGGUGCUCAGCGACCGGCUCAUCUACCUGACCGAGAACCCGCCCCGGGCCAUCCGCGGGGUCGUGGCUCUCAAGGACGUCCAGGCCAUUGAUCUGAUUGAUGACUAUCCAGACUUUUUGAAUGGACCCGAAAGAGAAAUUAACCAACAUAUUCGCAUAGUCUAUUCUUUAUCCACUUUGAAAAAUUCCUGGGGAAAUGUAAAAGGGGCCAGGAAAUUGCUGUUUCCAUUUCCUCGCUCAAAAGCAAACAAAAAAGUCAAGGAAAAGAAUGAAGACCCUUCCUGCCAGGUGUCAGCGGGACCCAGUAUAGAAUCUGGAAGUCUAAAUGAUUCAUUUCUCAGCUCCAGGUACAACCAAGAAAGCUGUUCAGCAAUGCCCAGUGCCUCAACUCUGCAUCAAGACUCUAAGUUGAAGAAAUUGCCUGAUGGUGACUCAAGUGCCUUUCGACCCUUGCCCAUCCCCUCAGAGAAGAGCUGUUCAUCUAUAGUAUCCAAUGGCAUCUUAGGCAGUAGCCUCUCAUCAGUGACAAAUCACACAGAAAAUAACCUAACCUGUGUGGUAAACACAAAAGAACUCUUGACAGUGUCAGAUGAGAAAAAUCCUCAGAGUGAAAUCCAGUUGAAAUCCAGUGGGACUGGAAAUGACUUCUCUUCUGGAAAUACCUCUAGUAAUCUCAUUUUACCUGGCAACCCAAACCUGGAGAAGAAGGUGUCUGAGCUCCACCUGUAUAUUAUUUCUACUACCUCACCAAUGUUUCUACACUUAAAAAGUUCAUGGAACAAUUAUAUCAUACAAGCCACCCUUUUACAAGAUCCACAGUAUGCUAGCAAGUUCAAUUCUACAACUGGAAGUCAGAAGCCAUAUAGGUCUGAAGAGAUGAUUAAACUAUUCAGUCAUCUGAAAUCUGAACUCUUUCUUAAAGACAAUACAUUAGGACGGAUAGCCUGCUUAACGGAAGAACUUAAAGUAGCAGCCCAGAGAAAUUUCAUUGUCAGAAAGCUUUUCUGGAAAACUAGCGACCUGUACUAUUUCUUAGUGAGCAAAGUUCAUGAGUAUUUGCCCAAACCUCAGGAUCCCAAUGAAUUCCAGAAUAAAAGCCAAAGGAUCGGUCAGCUGGAGGCUUGCAUUCAGAUCAUACAGACUCUGGGACUGAUGUUCAGAGAAACGGAAACAGAGAUAGCACGCCUGAACACUUUAGUUACUAAACGGGGAACACUAAUUACUCUUUUGAUCAUUUUAAUUAGUGAACCUGAAAUGCCCAAAUCUUGUCCUGUGUUUGAUAUCCAGCUGAAGCCUGAUUCAUCUUUAGUAGAGAUGCCCUUUGAUGCGGAGUUACAGAAACUUCUGCUGGAAUACACACAGACAGCAACCGCCCUCUUAUAUGAAAUACUGCUUGUUUCUCUCCAGGGAAACCUGGGAUUGGGAUCUAGAAAGUUUGCUAUCAGUUGGAUAAUGUCCCUUCUGCAAAGCUUCCCACCCACUAUCUCAUUUGUGGCCAGCAUUGUGAAGCAAGUGAUGAAGGAGCUUUUCUCAUCCUUGCAACUUCUGAGCCCAUGCCAAGCUGUACUUUUGUACCAACAGUUCUAUAUCCUCAAAUGCUGCUUGCAGCAUAGUAGCAUUCUGGCUGAAUACAUUAGGAACAACCACAAAGAAGAAUUCAGGUACUUUGUUCACAUGCCAACUUUGAAAAAAAGACUCCCAGUGUGUUACCCCAUUACGCAGAUCACUACUCAGCUCAUCCAUGAAGUUCUGGACCUGGUUGAACAAGAACAGUGUGUGACAUGUUGAUAAUAGAAACGACUAGCUUAAAACUUUGAAGAAAUUCACAUUUCCAUUCCUAUUAAAUACAUUCCGGUUAUUAAUUUCAAA
This is a messenger RNA of Monodelphis domestica (gray short-tailed opossum), 2165 nucleotides long. RefSeq names its product chromosome 8 C12orf56 homolog (gene C8H12orf56). Lineage: Eukaryota; Metazoa; Chordata; Mammalia; Didelphimorphia; Didelphidae. The record is from RefSeq and is a predicted model, not a curated record.